GCGGGGUUUAAGAGCACAGAAACUUUUUCUCAUAAGCAAUAAUAAUGGCAUAUCCACAACCUUCAGCCGCUGGCUUUGAGAAUUUCCAUUCAGUACUCAGUCUUCAAGAGCUCAUAAAAAAGCCUAUGGUCGAGAUCCCACCACGCUAUGUUUUUCGUUCUGAUGAUGAAGAAACCUUAAACUGCCAUUCUUUCUCCACAAUAAUCCCCACUUUUGACUUCAAGCUGCUGCUUUCCAAGGAAACCUCAGAUUUAGAGAUUGAAAAGUUGCACUCCAUUUGCAAAGAAUGGGGAAUCUUCCAGUUGGUGAACCACGGAGUUAGCUCUAUAAUGGCUAAGCUGAAUCAUGAGAUUGAAGAAUUCUAUAAGCUUCCCUUAGAGGAGAAAAUGAAAUACAAGAUAAGGCCAGGUGAGUUUGAAGGUUAUGGAACAAUCUCUAGAAUGAAAGGGACACUCGACUGGGGUGAUAGGUUCUACAUGAUAACCAACCCUAUUACUAGAAGAAAACCUCACCUGUUUCCAGAGCUCCCUUCAUCUCUGAGAGAUAGCUUGGAGAGUUAUUUAUCUGAAAUGCAAAAAAUUGCCAUGAAGCUUCUUGAGUUUCUAGCACAGGCUCUAAACAUAGAUAAAAAAGAGAUGGAGGAGUUGUUUGAUAAUGGAAUGCAAUCAAUGAGGAUGUCAUAUUAUCCUCCAUGCCCACAACCAGAGCUAGUUGUGGGUAUUACUCCUCAUUCAGAUGCAACUGGAAUCACAAUCCUCAGUCAGGUUAAUGAAGUUGAUGGUUUCCAGAUUAAAAAGGAUGGAGUUUGGAUGCCAGUGAGCUUCGUUCCAUAUGCACUUGUUGUGAAUUUAGGAGACAUUCUUCAGAUAUUGAGCAACGGGGUAUACCAAAGCAUCGAGCACAGGGUAACAGUAAAUUCUGAAAAAGAAAGGAUGUCUAUUGCAUUUUUCUGCAACCCUAAAUUUGAGGUGGAGAUUGGACCUGCUCCAAGUCUAAUCAACUCACAGAACCCACCACAAUAUAGAAGAAUAGGGAUGGAAGAUUAUGUCAAAGGCUACUUCUCUCAGAAGCUCAAUAGGAAAUCAUACUUGGAGAAAAUGAAACUUCAGCAUGAGGAAUUGGUAUUGGAGGACAAACUCGAUAGCAAUUAGUCUAAUAAUCAAUAAUCGACAUGGUUUAUAUAGAUAUAUUGAUCUUCCUACUCUGAAAGACAAUAAGCUAGAAAGAGGUCUCAGAAUGAAAGUGUUGUCCUGUCCUCUGCGUACGUCCAUGGUAUCUAUACAUAUAUGUGUUAUGUGCGUCUUGUAAUUGAUUUGUAAUUUCUCACUAGAAGUGUUGAUGAAGCAAUGUAUUUUGUUUUAAUUAUAUCAUAUACACGCACAUAAGAGUGUAUUUAAGAGUGCAACAUUUGCUGUUCUUUUCCUGUACAGCCAUGCAUAGAACAAAACGCACUUUUUUAAUGUUAUUAUAAGAGUAUAAUAAGUAAUUUUAAAUAUUCUUUUCUGAAACA
This is a messenger RNA of Ricinus communis (castor bean), 1510 nucleotides long. RefSeq names its product protein SRG1. The record is from RefSeq and is a predicted model, not a curated record. NCBI's taxonomy places the organism in Eukaryota, Viridiplantae, Streptophyta, Magnoliopsida, Malpighiales, Euphorbiaceae. Bases 45 to 1151 code for a protein of 368 amino acids. The transcript is spliced from 4 exons.